Molecule: messenger RNA, 1645 nt
Organism: Micromonas commoda
Lineage: Eukaryota; Viridiplantae; Chlorophyta; Mamiellophyceae; Mamiellales; Mamiellaceae
Exons: 2
Coding region: 364-1230 (288 amino acids)
Biological process (GO): regulation of DNA-templated transcription
Molecular function (GO): zinc ion binding; sequence-specific DNA binding
Source: RefSeq, a predicted model, not a curated record
CGUCGUCGUCCGUACUUCGUGAACAGGACACCUCGUAGUGUCCGUACGUCCGCGUGCCCAGGCCCGCGGACGCAGCGCAAGCGUUCAAGCGCCCCCGUUCGAGGACGUGCCGUUGAGCCAUCCGGUCGCCUCGCCCGGUUGUAAACCCAGUAAUCGCGGGGUGUUUUUGAAGCACGCCGCCCCGACGAACGCCGGUUCUCGACGCGACGAGCGCAGCGUCGACCCGGUCUUCGCGAAUUUUCACACGUGAGGUACCCGAGCGUACCUUUCGUGCCCAAUUCGAGCAGCGAACAGCGUCGCCGCUCGAGCGAUUGCGUGCGAAAGUCCCAUCGGGCAGACCGCAUCGCACGCCAGAUUCACGCCAUGGCGACCUCUGGGCAACAGCCCCCGGAAGCCGCGCACGCGCCCCCGCAGAGCGCGGCGCAGGCUCAGGCCAACGCCUACCACGAGCAGAUGAAGGCCAAUUACGCGGCGGCGUACGCGGCCAACCCGUACCUGCUCCACCCGCAGAUCAUGGCCAUGAACGCCUUUGCGUCUGCGGCUAACCCGCACCCGCCCAACCUGGUGGAGGUGCAGACGCUCCUGAAGCGCUACGAGCACAUGACGCAGGGCAUGCAGAAGGUGCCCUCGCUGAAGGAGCUCAACGCGAGGGCGCCGCCGUACGCGCCCCCGGGCGUCGCGGACGCCGCACACAUAAAUGCUCUGCCGCCCGCCGUCAAGGUUCCCCCCGCCGUCGCGGCGCCCAACGAGGAGCCGAACGCGGUUGCUGGCGCCGGGGAGGAGGAUGCGGAGGGGAUGCCCGCGCCGUGCGCCGGCAAGGUUUGCGCCAACUGCCGAACGUCCAAGACGCCGCUGUGGCGUAACGGUCCGUUGGGUCCGAAGACGCUGUGCAACGCGUGCGGAGUGAGGUUCAAGCUGGGCAAGCUCCCGCCCCCAGGCGGCUGGCCCCCCGGGCACGUGCCGCCGCCGGCGCCCCCUCGCAAGCGACCCGCGCUGCUCGACUCGAACGGGCAGCCGGUGAAACGAAGCAAGGCGGAGAAGGGCGCCCUACUUGAGAAGGAUGGGGAGAAGGUGAAGAAGAAGCGACGACCGCGGUUGGCGCCGGACCUCGAGGCUGAGGAGGGUGGGGAGUACCUGAGAGCCGGGAAGGUUGCCAAGACCACCGCGCUGCUGACGGAUUACGACGGCGCCGUGCUCCUGAUGGUCCUCGCCGGCAUGUACUCGCACUGAUCCCAACGUACGUCCCGUGCGUGCGUGCAUUACCGCACAUUACCGCGUGCAACGACGCGCACGGAACGAGCCCUGUUGUACCACAAGCCCAUGUACCUGUACCUCCCAUCCAUCCCUCGAGUUCUCCUCGAGUUCUUCAGGAGGGUGCGAACGCGCUACGACGCGAGACUCGGCGACUGAGACGUCGUCGCCGAUGCACCCCCCGGCUCUCCUUCCGCCCCGCGAGGUUGGGGCACCGACUGUACCCGAAUGAAAGCGGUGCCCCUGGCGGGGAGGUUGAGGAGAGAUGUACGGAUAACUGUAACUGUAUCGAUAUUCGGGUCGUGAACCGCCCGCAUUCUUUCCUUCAAACGUAGCUCCCACAAAGUGAUGUAAAGAAAACCGCUCAUCGAAUGAGCGAGUACAUAAAAAAAUU